AUGCCUCGACUAUCACUAACGAGUCUCUUCGGAGCUGAUCCGUCUACCGAUGACAAGCACCACUUCGAGACAUCUUGGAUCCUGCCCCCGGCCAUCCUCGCCGGUCUUCGUGGUCUGAUCUCAUUGUACAUUUUCACCACCAUCUUCGUCUUCUGGGGCUGGUUUGGCACCCACGAUGAGCGCGCUUUGAUCGGACAGUCCUUCAGCUACUUCACCUGGCUGACGUACUGGGGUAUCGGCUUCUACAUGCUAUUCGCUGCGAUCCAUACAGCCUGCUAUGCACGAACAGGCCAUUCGGUUCUUUUCGACCGCUUGCCGCGCGCCUUUCGCGUACUACACAGCCUGUUGUAUGUGACAAUCACGACGUAUCCGUUGAUCGUUACGGUUAUCUUCUGGGCUCUCAUCUUCACUCCGCCCUGGUUUACGGAGACAUUUUCCGCCUGGCAAAAUAUCUCUCAGCAUGGCCUUAACUCUGCCUACGCCCUACUGGAAAUCCUCCUCACAACCACGGCGCCGCACCCAUUCAUUGCACUCCCAUUCCUAAUCCUCAUGCUCCUAUUCUACCUCUGCGUCGCAUACAUCACCCACGCAGCACAGGGCUGGUAUCCGUACACCUUCCUCGACGUCGGCGACCAUGGACAGAAGAGCGGUCGUGUGACGGGAUACUGUUUUGCCGUCUUGGCUGCGGCUCUGGUUUUCUUCUUCGUUUCCUGGGCGCUAAUUCAUUUGCGUCGCCGGCUGACGCAUGGUAAGAUUAAGCGGGCGAGACGUGAUCCGCUGUGCGCACAGGAUGCUUUUGUCGGGGCGUGUGUUGAUGAGCAAUCGGAUGAGGUGAAGGAUGUGCCGGUUUGA
Molecule: messenger RNA, 852 nt
Organism: Penicillium expansum
Lineage: Eukaryota; Fungi; Ascomycota; Eurotiomycetes; Eurotiales; Aspergillaceae
Exons: 2
Coding region: 1-852 (283 amino acids)
Cellular component (GO): membrane
Source: RefSeq, a predicted model, not a curated record